This is a messenger RNA of Melospiza georgiana, 2308 nucleotides long. RefSeq names its product POU class 6 homeobox 2 (gene POU6F2). Gene Ontology annotation, molecular function: DNA-binding transcription factor activity, RNA polymerase II-specific; RNA polymerase II cis-regulatory region sequence-specific DNA binding. The record is from RefSeq and is a predicted model, not a curated record. The coding region runs from base 1 to 2103 and encodes 700 amino acids. Lineage: Eukaryota; Metazoa; Chordata; Aves; Passeriformes; Passerellidae. Gene Ontology annotation, biological process: regulation of transcription by RNA polymerase II. The transcript has 10 exons.
AUGCAUGCCAGAAACCCCCAUUCUCCUUUUCAAAGACUACAUAUGAUGGAUUGCGAUCUUUCAGCUCAGCAGGACACAGGGACCAUGCAAGCUGUAAUUGGUCAGGAUCCAAUGAUAGCUGGACAAGUCAGUAAGCCCUUGCUGUCACUGCGGAGUGAAAUGAAUGCAGAGUUGAGAGGUGAGGACAAGGCAGCUACUUCAGACAACGAGCUGAAUGAGCCCUUGCUUGCGCCUGUGGAAUCAAAUGACAGCGAGGACACUCCCAGCAAGCUCUUCGAGGCCAGAGGAAACACAGUGCUGCCUGAUACAAGCCCAGCAGACCAGCACCAACCCAGUCAGUCCCAUCCUGCAUUCCCUGUUGGGCCUCAGCCACUACUGACAGCCCAACAGUUAGCCUCAGCAGUAGCAGGGGUGAUGCCAGGAGGCACUCCAGCCCUGAAUCAGCCAAUCCUUAUUCCUUUCAACAUGGCUGGGCAGCUGGGGGGCCAACAAGGACUCGUCCUGACUCUACCUACAGCAAAUCUCACCAACAUCCAAGGACUGGUAGCAGCGGCUGCAGCAGGAGGCAUCAUGACUUUGCCAUUGCAAAAUCUACAAGCUACCUCAUCCCUGAACUCCCAGCUUCAACAGCUUCAGCAUCUUCAGCAGCUCCAGCAUCAACAGCAGCAGCAGCAGCAGCAAAGCCAGCAGCAGCAGCAAGCUCAGCAGGCACAGACUCCACAGCCAGCCCAGCAGAGCCAGCAAUCACAGCCACAGCCAUCAGCACCACCACAGCAGAACCAAACACAGCCCCAGAGCCAGAGCCAGCCUCCUCCAGCCUCACAGUCCUCCAGCUCCCCUCAGAAACCCAGCCAGUCACCAGGGCAUGGCCUUCCAUCUCCUCUUACUUCACCAAAUCCAUUGCAGCUGGUUAAUAAUCCACUAGCAAGUCAAGCAGCAGCAGCUGCAGCAGCAGCAGCCAUGGGCUCCAUAGCAAACUCCCAGGCCUUUGGAAACGCCCUCUCCAGCCUUCAGGGGGUCACAGGCCAGCUCGUCACUAAUGCACAAGGACAGAUUAUUGGAACAAUCCCACUGAUGCCUAAUCCAGUCCCGUCCAGCCAGGCGGCAGGUGGAGCUCAGGGACUUCAGGUGCAGCCGAUAACUCCACAGUUAUUGACCAAUGCCCAGGGCCAGAUCAUCGCCACUGUCAUCGGCAACCAGAUACUGCCAGUGAUCAAUACCCAGGGAAUAACACUAUCGCCGCUCAAACCAGGCCAGCAGCUCCAUCAGCCUUCCCAGACGCAAGUGGGACAAGCAGCUUCACAAUCCAAUCUCCUGCAUUUGGCUCACAGUCAAGCAUCUAUGUCUCAAAGCCCAGUGCGUCAGGCUUCCUCUUCUUCCUCCUCAUCUUCCUCCUCUUCAGCUUUGAGUGUUGGCCAGUUAGUCAGCAAUCCUCAGACAGCCACUGGAGAAGUGGAUGGGGUAAAUCUGGAAGAAAUAAGAGAAUUUGCCAAAGCUUUUAAAAUCCGGCGCCUUUCCCUUGGCCUGACACAGACUCAAGUUGGCCAAGCCCUGAGCGCCACCGAAGGCCCAGCCUAUAGCCAGUCUGCCAUCUGCAGACACACCAUCCUGAGAAGCCACUUUUUCCUACCACAGGAAGCCCAAGAGAACACUAUAGCUAGCAGUCUGACAGCCAAACUGAACCCUGGCCUUUUGUAUCCUGCCAGGUUUGAAAAGCUGGACAUCACCCCUAAAAGUGCCCAGAAGAUAAAGCCGGUGCUUGAGCGGUGGAUGGCUGAGGCUGAGGCCCGCCAUCGAGCAGGGAUGCAGAACCUUACCGAGUUUAUUGGGAGCGAACCAUCCAAAAAGCGCAAGCGGCGUACCUCAUUCACGCCACAAGCCCUUGAAAUCUUGAAUGCCCACUUUGAGAAGAACACGCAUCCCUCUGGGCAGGAAAUGACAGAGAUUGCAGAGAAACUGAACUAUGACCGGGAAGUAGUUAGAGUUUGGUUCUGCAAUAAGAGGCAAGCACUGAAGAACACAAUUAAACGUUUGAAACAACACGAGCCUGCAACAGCAGUUCCUAUGGAGCCUUUAACAGACUCUCUGGAAGAAAACUCCUAAGAGCAAAACAAAAAAAGCCAAAUCACACAGAAAAAAAAACCCCACCCCAACUGAAACGUGUCCAUUUGAACUUUGUGAAAAUACCUAUUCAUCACCCUUGUAAGUAAAAGACUGAGAAAACUACAAGAAGGACAGAACAGUUUAUAAAUGUCCGUGGGUUUUCCUAUUAAAAAAAAAAAAAAACUUGAAACAAAAAAAAAUACAC